CACUUUCCACCUUUCACUGACUACCACACCCCCAAAGAACCCAAUGUGGGAGGCCUUAUGGGUCGACACGUGUCAUACAAUGCACGAACAAUCUAGACCCCAAUUCUUGUACUCCUACUUUCUCGGAACACAGACAGAUUAUCCACCUCUCUUAGGAGACCAACCAAACAUGGAAAACCAGUCUUCAAUUCUCAACAAAAUCAACCUCAUUUCAUUUUCUCUUUCCUUUUCUUCUCUGCCCACUUUCAAUCUCAUUUACGGACCUCUCUGUCCCUUUCCUCAGUUUCUUCCCGUGAUUGUCGAGUUAAUGUUUGGCAAUUCAAGUGUUUGUAGAAAGGUUCUUCUGUCUUCUGAAGGCCAGGGGAUAGAAAAAGGCAACUCAGUCUGAGUAUUUGGGCAAGUUUAUUUAAUUGGACUAAACUGAGUUGGGGUCAAGCUACCAGUUAAGGACUAGAAGGGGAAGAAUUGUUGACAUGGUUUCUUCAUGUGCAACGGGCAUUGGCGGACAGAAGGGGCGACAGAGGAGGGCCACCGACCCCCUAAAGCUCAAAAUUUUUCCAUUAGUAUCAGUAAAAUCAUCCUUUCAUGAUGUCCCAAGCAAGCAUUCCAUGAAGAAAUUUACAAUGGACCACCAAGCAAAGGGGUAUGGGAGACCUAACAACACAACUGUACCUAUUAGUAGUAAUGUUUUUGAACCUACGACAAGUAGUAAUGGUGAGGUUGAAGGUAAACAACGGGUGGUUUUGAUAGAGUGGUUAAACAGCAUCAUUUCCAAUUUAAGUUUGCCAACAAAUGCUUCAGACGAAGAACUUAGAGCUUGUUUGAGUGAUGGUACUGUUUUAUGCCGGAUUUUGAACAGGCUGAGGCCAGGUUCUGUGAUUGAGGGUGGAGGCUCUAACCACCCUUCAGAAUCACGCUCAGAUAAUGUAAAAAGGUUUUUGGCAGCUAUGGAUGAAAUGAAAUUGCCCAGGUUUCAAAUAUCAGACUUAGAGAAGGGAUCUAUGAAAAUUGUUUUGGAAUGCCUUUUCACGCUUAGAGCUCAAUUCAUGCCACAUGUUGGUGGAUCCAAUGUUCCAAACUCUAGCUCACCCAAAAAAUCUGGAGUUGAUGCUAGUACAAGAUGGAAACUUUUAGGACAAACACUUGGAGGCGGUGAUGGUUCUCGAGGGGAAUUAUCUCCUCGAGCAAAUCCUUCAGUGUUUUAUGGAGAAGAGAGAAGAAAGACUGCAUCUGACUCAAAGUUUCAACGUGCUUUGCGUAGUCAUGUCAUGGCAGAGCCAUCAGCUGCAUUAAUACAUCAUGUUGGACAUAAGUUCCACGAAGUUUUUCAGCUGAAACAAGGAUCCUACGCAGAUCUUCCUGCAGCAAAGAUUACGGAAAUGAUGAGAACAAACAGUUUGGAUAACGCCCCGACUCAGUCGCUCUUGAGUGUUGUGAAUGGGAUUCUAGAUGAAAGCAUUGAAAGGAAGAAUGGGGAAAUACCUCAUCGUGUGGCAUGCCUAUUGAGAAAAGUUGUGCAGGAGAUUGAGAGGCGUAUAUCUACUCAAGCAGAACAUUUGAGAACUCAAAGCAAUCUUUUCAAGGCUCGGGAGGAGAAAUAUCAAUCAAGAAUUAGAGUACUUGAAGCCCUUGCAACUGGGACUAGUGAAGAGACACAGGUUGCCAUGAACCAGCUCCAGCAGACAAAGACUGAUAAGACCAAAAUGGAGGAAAAAAAGAAAGUUGAGGAACAAGAUAUGGUCAGAUUGACAAAAGAGAAGGAACAAAUUAAUAAUGAAAUUUUGACAUUGAAACAAGAACUGGAAAUGGCUAGGAAAGCAAAUGAAGAGAGCUGCAUAAAAAUGGAAACAGAAGCUAAGGGAAAUCAACGAGAGCUUGAGAAGAGGUUGACGGAAGUUAUGCACCUCCUAACGGAAUCCAGGAAAAGGGUUAAAGAGCUUGAAACGAAUCACGAGUCAAAAAGUCAGCAAUGGAACAAGAAAGAGCACAUCUACCAAAUAUUUACAGAAUUCCAGCUUGGUGCAUUGCGGGAAUUGAAGUUUUCGUCUCAGUCCAUCAAGCAAGAAAUUUCGAGAACACAAAAGAGCUAUUCAGAUGAAUUCAAUCGCUUAGGAAUAAAGCUUAAAGCUUUAGCAGAUGCGGCAGAAAAUUCUAAUGCAGUCCUUGCUGAAAAUAGGAAACUGCAUAAUGAGGUUCAAGAGUUAAAAGGAAAUAUUAGAGUUUAUUGCCGGAUAAGGCCAUUUCUUCCUGGACAGACGGGGAAGCAAUCAAUCGUAGAAUACAUCGGUGAUAAUGGGGAGCUGGGUGUUGCAAACCCUUCCAAACAAGGAAAAGAUGCUCAGAAAUUGUUCAAGUUUAACAAGGUCUAUGGUCCAAUGGCAGCUCAAGCUGAAGUAUAUUCUCACAUCCAACCAUUGAUACGAUCUGUUCUUGAUGGGUACAAUGUAUGUAUAUUUGCCUAUGGUCAAACUGGUUCAGGGAAAACGUACACGAUGACUGGGCCUGAUGGAGGAUCUGAAGAGGAAUGGGGGGUAAACUAUCGAGCUCUAAAUGAUCUCUUCCAGAUUUCUCAAAAUAGAAGUCGCGUCUUUAUGUAUGAAGUUAAUGUUCAAAUGGUUGAAAUAUAUAACGAACAAGUGCGCGAUUUACUAUCAAAUGACGGUUCUCAAAAAAAACUUGGGAUUUUGUCUACCUCCCAACCCAAUGGGUUAGCUGUCCCUGAUGCUUGUAUGCAAAUGGUCAAAUCAACCUCAGACGUAGUGGAAUUAAUGGAAACUGGAUUGAGGAAUAGAGCUAAAGGCGCCACUGCCAUGAAUGAAAGAAGCAGUCGAUCACACAGUGUUGUCACUAUUCAUGUUCGUGGGACGGAUACGAAGACAGGUGCUUCUUUGCGAGGUAGUCUUCAUUUGGUUGAUCUCGCUGGAAGUGAAAGAGUAGAUCGCUCUGAGGUAACCGGAGAUAGACUUAAGGAAGCUCAAUAUAUAAACAAAUCUUUAUCUGCCCUUGGAGAUGUCGUUUUUGCUUUGGCACAAAAGAGUAGUCAUAUUCCAUACAGAAACAGCAAGCUCACUCAAGUCCUUCAAAGCGCUCUAGGUGGUCAUGCAAAGACCCUAAUGUUCGUGCAGCUUAAUCCCGAGUUAAAUUCAUAUUCUGAAACUGUAAGUACCUUGAAGUUUGCUGAGAGGGUCUCUGGAGUAGAGUUAGGCACCGCACGAAGCAGCAAAGAGGGUAGGGAUGUUAGGGAUUUAAUGGAUCAGGUGGCGUCUCUCAAAGAUACAAUUGCAAAAAAAGAUGAGGAGAUUGAGCGGCUGCAACUGCUUAAAGAUCUCAAAAAUGUGUUCCCAGGUGUCAAUGGCGAGAAGCGUGCUACAAGCUCAAUUAGAACAACCUCUGUGGCAAUCAAAACCGGCUGGAGGAAAGAUAGCUCAGAAUUUUCUGCAGAUGCCGAGAUCUUAGAAUUCAGAAAGGCAGAAUAUGAGGAGAGAUAAGUGAUAUAUCUGAUUGUCAUCUUUCUGUGUAUACAGACACUAAUGUGGAAUCGAAUAUUUUUCCCCUACUGGUAUGAAAACCAUCAGAGAAAACAUACAAGUUCGGAAAAAUCUGCUAGUGGAAGCAAUUUAUCAGCCAAGCUUCUCAAAAGGUGGCACGAGGAUAAGUAAUUGCAAAUAUUGAACUUUAUUUUACAUCGUUUUUCUUGUGCAGUCGCAUGGAUUUUGCAUUAUCAUGUAGUUCGGUAUGUCUUGUUUUUUUAUUUUUUAUUUUUAAAAUAGAAAAUUGUAGUUAGGUUGCUUGUAUUUCUUGAUUAUCUUUGUUUUGGUUCCCACAUCAGGAAAUUUUGUGUUAUUUGGGUGUUAAAUUGAUAAAUAUUGAAACAGUAAUUAUACA
Molecule: messenger RNA, 3885 nt
Organism: Camellia sinensis
Lineage: Eukaryota; Viridiplantae; Streptophyta; Magnoliopsida; Ericales; Theaceae
Product: kinesin-like protein KIN-14K
Biological process (GO): microtubule-based movement
Cellular component (GO): microtubule cytoskeleton
Molecular function (GO): microtubule motor activity; ATP binding; microtubule binding
Source: RefSeq, a predicted model, not a curated record